Molecule: messenger RNA, 3480 nt
Organism: Mytilinidion resinicola
Lineage: Eukaryota; Fungi; Ascomycota; Dothideomycetes; Mytilinidiales; Mytilinidiaceae
Exons: 4
Coding region: 1-3480 (1159 amino acids)
Biological process (GO): phosphorelay signal transduction system; phosphorylation
Molecular function (GO): protein binding; phosphorelay sensor kinase activity
Source: RefSeq, a predicted model, not a curated record
AUGGGAUUCCUGAUGCGCGGACAGCCCAUGGCCUCCAUGGAGGCUCCCGACGAUCUUCAGUUGCUUACGACAUUCUUGGAUCAUGAUGAAAGACCUACCGUGGUCGUCACUCGAUCUCUCGAACAAGCCGGCGGUGUCGUUUGCCCUGCAAUUGCGUACUACAAUGAAGCGUUCCGUAGCUAUUCUAGUAUUGACUCCUCCGAGGACAUCAAUACUGCAACCUUGGAUUCCGGAUUGAGAGAACUGGCCACCGACCCAGCUACCUGGGACUCUAUCAAAGAAGGCGUAACUAGCGAGAUUCUGUUCGACGGUAACGCAUGGACAAGGCGCAUCAUAGGCCAACGAUGGGGAAUCAUCUGCCUCAAACGCACUUCAAACGGCCAUAUUGUUCACAGUGUCACCGAAGAUGGCGGAUUUGCAAGGCCCCCCAAACGACGUCGUCUCUCAUCGAACAGCCAUAUCGCCGCUUUAACGUCUCAUCGCCACCUUCAUGAACUUCCCGGUCCCGAUUAUCUACCGUCGCCUGAGUCUACUACAGAGCCAUCAGAUGCACCAGCGCCUGCCCUGUUGGAUUGGACGCGGUCUUCACACGAUGGUCUAUCCGACUACAUCCGAAUGUUGCAGAAGCAUGACUGGUCCAAAACCUGCUUAGGACCCAUGGAAUCUUGGAGCCAGGAGCUGCGAGCCAACAUGUUUUUGAUUAUGAACAGUCCAGAGCAGAGAGUCUUGCUGUGGGGACCGGACCUUGCCCUCAUUUACAACGAGGCAUGUUCCUACGGCAUGGGGAAAAAGCACCCUUCCGCCUUGGGUCUGUCGGGUGCUGUCGGUUUCGCUGAAGGGUGGCCUCCUCUUCUUCGCAACAUCAAAGAAGUCAUGCAAACUGGCAGGAUAAAGCAGGUCAACGACCACUAUCUGCCAAUAGGAAGAAGCGGCCUCUCACCAGAAGAAACGUACUUUUCGUAUACGCUUCUUCCGCUAAUAGAUGAAAACGGUAACGCGAUAGGAGUACUCAAAGAACUUACCGAAACGACACGACGUAUCAUCUCGGAAAGACGACAAGCUACUGUAAAGAAAGCUGAACAAAUGGCUGUCGCACGAAAUAUUACCGAGUUCUGGAGCAAGGUGCGGCACAUAUUGGACUCCAAUGCGCAGGAUUUCCCAUUCGCUCUCCUUUACUCCUUCACCGAAAAAACUACGCUAGUAGAUGGCAAUAGCUCUAAAAAGGUAUCGAAGUAUUGCACCCUAGAAGGUGCUGUAGGCAUCACGACGGAUCACGAUGUGGCCAGCCCACGUAUAGAAGUACGCAAAGAAGGUCAAGGCCUCGAGUCGGACUUUGAGAGGGCACUUUUGACUGGAAGUCCGGUUCUGCUACGCAAGAGUGAUGGCUCUCUUCCUGAUUCUCUGGCCAUUAGAAUCCUUGGUCGAGGUCUUGGUGGAACAUGCACCUCUGCCUUGGUAUAUCCAAUUCGCCGGUUGGAUGGCACCGGUGCCAUCGGAUUCCUGUUGCUUGGGCUAAAUUCGCAAAGACCUUUUGACGAUGAUUACAGUGUCUUUAUCAGUAUGGUCAUUGAUCAUCUUGUUCGGGCAGCUGCUUCGAUCAUCGUCCCGGAGGAGCAGAAAACUCUUCUUCGUCGGACUGAAAUAGCAGAGAGCAAGGAGCGGACCUUCACCAGGUUAGCCGAGAUAGCUCCUAUAGGCAUAGCCCAAUUCACACCCGAAUGCACAUCUAUCUGGAGGAACGAUGCGUACGACUACUUGAGCGGAAUGACGGGGCGUCGCAUGUCGGAGGCCUACGACGGAUGGGAUGCUCCAAUACAUCCAGAUGACCGACCGAAGAGUUACGCGACAUUCCAAACGUUGCUGGAAAAGCCUCGUUCAAUCACCUUGGAGCUUCGCGUUCAUCGGACAGAAGCCGACGGAAAUGGUCUAGAUCAAUGGCGCUGGCUGUUAUGGCAUGGCUCUUCAGAAGCGAACGAGCACGGCAAUCUUGCGGUUAUAACCAGCUUCAUUACUGAUAUUUCAGAUCAAAAGAGGGUGGAGAAAUUGCAGACGCAGAGGCUUGAGGAUUUACUUGAGACGAAGAGGCAGAGUGAAAACUUCAUUGAUAUGACUUGCCACGAGAUGCGUAAUCCUCUUUCAGCAAUGAUACAGUCCGCCGACGGUAUAAUUUCAGCUUUCGAUACAUCUAAUACAUCGACUCCGACUUCCACGCAGAGCGCAGUCAUAGAGGCCGCUCAAACAAUCAUCCUCUGUGCUCAACAUCAGAAGAGGAUCGUUGACGAUAUCUUGACGCUAUCGAAGCUGGAUUCCAACUUGCUCUUGAUAUGCCCCGACCGCGUUCACCCUAUUUCCCUCGUCGAAAACAUCAUCCAGAUGUAUCGUGCAGACCUACACAGCGUGGAUGUCACAGCAUCGCUCUCGAUCAAUCAGUCCUUCAAAGAUCUUGCUAUCGGCAAGGUCCUGCUGGAUCCCGCGCGUUUGUCGCAAGUGCUGAUAAACCUCCUCACAAACGCCAUCAAAUUCACGUCUAAUGCGACGGAGCGAAAGAUCACAAUUAACAUUGGUGCAUCUCUUACGCAACCAACUUCUGGGCCGACCGACGUUUCGUACAUCCCGAGAGUAGCUCAUCGACUGUGCUCACAUCCUGAAGGAGGCGAUUGGGGGACCGGGGAUGAAGUCUUCCUACAGUUCGACGUCGUGGACACCGGCCGAGGCCUAACCCCAGAAGAAAUGAAACUCCUCUUCCUCCGCUUCUCCCAAGCCUCACCAAAAACCUACGCCCAAUACGGCGGGUCCGGACUCGGCCUUUUCAUUUCCAGAGAGCUUACCGAGCUCCAAGGUGGUCAAAUAGGCGUGAACUCUGUGUCAGGCCAAGGAAGCACCUUCACCUUCUACAUCAAGGCCCGGCGAUACGUCCCACCCACCAUGACGCUACCAAAAUUCUCUGACUCACUCAGGGACUCAGAGCUUGCUGCCAGCGACAACCUGCCAGCUACGCCGCCAAUUCUAUCCGCUUUGAAUAAUAGGACUGGCUCCGUAUUAUUCAAUAUCCUCCUCGUUGAAGAUAAUGUCAUCAAUCAGAAAGUGCUUGCGCAAUACCUCAUCCGCGAGGGGUGCAAAGUCCACGUCGCGAAUCACGGAGCGGAGGCGUUGGACUUCUUAGCACGAACAUCCUAUAUUACUUCGUCAUCCAAUCAAGCCUCCCAGCAUCCACAGCCAUUGCCUCUCGACAUCAUCCUCAUGGAUCUCGAAAUGCCCUACAUGGACGGCUUGACAUGUGUCCGCCGGAUCCGCGAGAUGCAGCGCGAGGGCACGAUAAACGCCCAUAUCCCUGUCAUUGCGAUCACCGCAAACGCGAGGAAGGAGCAGAUUGCUAAUGCGUUGGAGCAUGGCAUGGAUGACGUCGUCACAAAACCUUUUCGUAUACCAGAGUUGAUACCGAAGAUCGCGGACCUGGUGCGGCGGAUUAAUGCCACAUGA